Messenger RNA from Closterium sp. Naga37s-1, 5187 nucleotides. The record is from the annotation of a GenBank genome assembly. Lineage: Eukaryota; Viridiplantae; Streptophyta; Zygnematophyceae; Desmidiales; Closteriaceae.
AUGCGGCAAGGGGACGCGGAGGAACGGCAAGCGGAGGUCGAGCGAGCACUACUGAUGGUGGCAGGGGCCGCGGUGCCGACGGCAAAGGCAGGGGAGACGCCGUCGCUGGUCGCGGGAGAGGCGGUGAGGCUGCAGCCACGAGGGGCCGCGGAGCUGCUGCGGGAGGCCGCGAGGGCGCCAGAGGACGAGGCGCGGAAAGCGGACGAGGUCGGGGGGUUGCGACAGCAGGCCGAGACGGAGGUCGCGGCGGCAGAGAACGAGGACGGAACCACAGCGAAGGAAGGAGAUUAUGAUGGUGCAGAGGAGGGCGGAAAGGAUCUAGCUGCCGAAGCUGCACACGAUUAUGAAACUCCAGGCGCAUACACUGAAGCGGUGGAUGAAACUGAGGAAGAUGGCGCUGAAAGGGCUGCAGAGGAAGACGACGAACGGAAGGCUGCUGUUGUGGACGACGAAGCGACGGAUGCCGAGGAGCAGACUGAAAGGAAAGCGGCAGAGGAGGACGAUGCGAUGAAGGCUGCAGUGGGGGAAGCUUCGAUUAUGGCUGCAGAGGGUGAAGCUUCGAUUAUGGCUGCAGAGGAGGAAGCUGCGAUGAAUGCUGCGGAGGAGGAAGUUGCGAUGAAGGCUGCAGAGGAGGAAGCUGCAAGGCUGGCUGCAGCGGAGGAAGCUGCAAGGCUGGCUGCAGCGGAGGAAGCUGUAAGGAAGGCUGCAGAGGAGGAAGCUGCAAGGAAGGCUGCAGAGGAGGAAGCUGCAAGGAAGGCUGCAGAGGAGGAAGCAGCAAAGAAGGCUGCUGAGGAGGAGGCUGCAAGGCUGGCUGCUGAGGAGGAAGCUGCAAGGAAUGCCGCAGAGGAGGAAGCUGCAAGGAAGGCCGCAGAGGAGAAAGCUGCAAGGAAGGCCGCAGAGGAGGAAGCUGCAAGGCUGGCUGCAGAGGAGGAAGCUGCAAGGAAGGCCGCAGAGGAGGAAGCUGCAAGGCUGGCUGCAGAGGAGGAAGCUGCAAGGCUGGCUGCAGAGGAGGAAGCUGCAAGGAAGGCCGCAGAGGAGGAAGCUGCAAGGAAGGCCGCAGAGGAGGAAGCUGCAAGGAAGGCCGCAGAGGAGGAAGCUGCACGGAUGGCCGCAGAGGAGGAAGCGGCAAGGCUGGCUGCAGAGGAGGAAGCUGCAAGGAAGGCUGCAGAGGAGGGAGCUGCAAGGAAGGCUGCAGAGGAGGGAGCUGCAAGGAAGGCUGCUGAGGAGGAAGCUGCAAGGAAGGCUGCUGAGGAGGAAGCUGCAAGGAAGGCUGCUGAGGAGGAAGCUGCAAGGAAGGCUGCUGAGGAGGAAGCUGCAAGGAAGGCUGCAGAGGAGAAAGCUGCAAGGAAGGCUGCAGAGGAGGAAGCUGCAAGGAAGGCUGCAGAGGAGGAAGCUGCAAGGAAGGCUGCAGAAGAGGAAGCUGCAAGGAAGGCUGCCGAGGAGGAAGCUGCACGGAAGGCUGCCGAGGAGGAAGCUGCACGGAAGGCUGCCGAGGAGGAAGCUGCACGGAAGGCUGCCGAGGAGGAAGCUGCACGGAAGGCUGCUGAGGAGGAAGCUGCAAGGAAGGCUGCUGAGGAGGAAGCUGCAAGGAAGGCUGCUGAGGAGGAAGCUGCAAGGAAGGCUGCAGAGGAGGAAGCUGCAAGGAAUGCUGCAGAGGAGGAAGCUGCAAGGAAGGCUGCAGAGGAGGAAGCUGCAAGGAAGGCUGCUGAGGAGGAAGCUGCACGGAAGGCUGCCGAGGAGGAAGCUGCAAGGAAGGCUGCUGAGGAGGAAGCUGCAACAAAGGCUGCUGAGGAGGAAGCUGCAACAAAGGCUGCUGAGGAGGAAGCUGCAACAAAGGCUGCUGAGGAGGAAGCUGCAAGGAAGGCUGCUGAGGAGGAAGCUGCAAGGAAGGCUGCUGAGGAGGAAGCUGCAAGGAAGGCUGCUGAGGAGGAAGCUGCAAGGAAGGCUGCUGAGGAGGAAGCUGCAAGGAAGGCUGCUGAGGAGGAAGCUGCAAGGAAGGCUGCCGAGGAGGAAGCUGCAAGGAAGGCUGCCGAGGAGGAAGCUGCAAGGAAGGCUGCAGAGGAGGAAGCUGCAAAGAAGGCUGCAGAGGAGGAAGCUGCAAGGCUGGCUGCAGAGGAGGAAGCUGCAAGGCUGGCUGCAGAGGAGGAAGCUGCAAGGAAGGCCGCAGAGGAGGAAGCUGCAAGGCUGGCUGCAGAGGAGGAAGCUGCAAGGCUGGCUGCUGAGGAGGAAGCUGCAAGGAAGGCUGCUGAGGAGGAAGCUGCAAGGAAGGCUGCUGAGGAGGAAGCUGCAAGGAAGGCUGCUGAGGAGGAAGCUGCAAGGAAGGCUGCUGAGGAGGAAGCUGCAAGGAAGGCUGCUGCGGAGGAAGCUGCAAGGAAGGCUGCUGAGGAGGAAGCUGCCAGGCUGGCUGCUGAGGAGGAAGCUGCAAGGAAGGCUGCUGAGGAGGAAGCUGCAAGGAAGGCUGCUGAGGAGGAAGCUGCAAGGAAGGCUGCUGAGGAGGAAGCUGCCAGGCUGGCUGCUGAGGAGGAAGCUGCAAGGAAGGCUGCUGAGGAGGAAGCUGCAAGGAAGGCUGCUGAGGAGGAAGCUGCAAGGAAGGCUGCUGAGGAGGAAGCUGCAAGGAAGGCUGCUGAGGAGGAAGCUGCAAGGAAGGCUGCUGAGGAGGAAGCUGCAAGGAAGGCUGCUGAGGAGGAAGCUGCAAGGAAGGCUGCUGAGGAGGAAGCUGCAAGGAAGGCUGCUGAGGAGGAAGCUGCAAGGAAGGCUGCUGAGGAGGAAGCUGCAAGGAAGGCUGCUGAGGAGGAAGCUGCAAGGAAGGCUGCUGAGGAGGAAGCUGCAAGGAAGGCUGCUGAGGAGGAAGCUGCAAGGAAGGCUGCUGAGGAGGAAGCUGCAAGGAAGGCUGCUGAGGAGGAAGCUGCAAGGAAGGCUGCUGAGGAGGAAGCUGCAAGGAAGGCUGCUGAGGAGGAAGCUGCAAGGAAGGCUGCUGAGGAGGAAGCUGCAAGGAAGGCUGCUGAGGAGGAAGCUGCAAGGAAGGCUGCUGAGGAGGAAGCUGCAAGGAAGGCUGCUGAGGAGGAAGCUGCAAGGAAGGCUGCUGAGGAGGAAGCUGCAAGGAAGGCUGCAGAGGAGGAAGCUGCAAGGAAGGCUGCAGAGGAGGAAGCUGCAAGGAAGGCCGCAGAGGAGGAAGCUGCAAGGAAGGCUGCUGAGGAGGAAGCUGCAAGGCUGGCUGCAGAGGAGGAAGCAGCACAAUUGGCUGCAGAGGAAGAGGCUGCUAGGAAGGCUGCAGAAGAGGAAGUUGCAAGGAAGGCUGCAGAGGAGGAAGCUGCAAAAAAGGCUGCAGAGGAGGAAGCUGCAAAAAAGGCUGCAGAGGAGGAAGCUGCAAGGAAGGCCGCUGAAGAGGAAGCUGCAAGAAAGGGUGCUGAUGUGGAAGCUGUUAAGAAGGUUGCUGAGGACGAAGCUGCCAGACUGGCUGCAGAGGAGGAAGUGGCAAGGAAGGCUCUAGAAUCAGAGGCUGAGAGGAACAUUGCAGAGGACGAUGCAGCAAAAGAUAUAGGGGAGGAAGUCAAGGCUGCUGAACAGGAACCAGCAAUCAAGCUUUCAGAGCAGGAUGCUACGAAAGCCGAGAAGGCCCCUUCCCCUCCAGCCAUGACACCACCUCAGCCAGUGGUGGCAUCUGCAGAUGCCCCACCAGUCUCUGCACCACCAGCUGCUACAGGAAAAGCUGCUCCGGCUGCUACACCUGCCCCGCCUCCCAAGAAGGGGGGUGGUCUGUUCGCUUGCUGCUUUGUUGUCACGAACUUCCCCGUGGCGCGCUGCGCACGCCCCUCGACUCGCACAGUGCCCCGCAAGAUGCUAGCGAGAACAGCUGCGCGGAUUGGGCGGAACGCGCGAGCGGCGCAUGUUGGAGGGAACCUGUUUGGGCGUUCGUUACCAGAUGUUCCCGUCAUGGCCGCAGCAGGCGGGUGGCAGGCGGAAGUGGCGUCGAGCGCGGGGGCAGCGCGCGGAGGUAGCAGCGCGGGGUUCUCGUCCGCAGCGGUGGGCGGAGGGUCGGCACUGCUGGAUGACACGGCCGUGCAGUUCAAGGAGAGCGUGCACAAGUUCGCACAGGAGGUCAUCGCACCACACGCUGCUGACAUUGACCGAACCAACUCCUUCCCCAAGAAUGUGAAUCUGUGGAGGCGAAUGGGUGACUUUCAUCUGCAUGGCAUCACCGUGCCCGAGCAGGAGGGCGGCAUGGGGCUGGGGUACCUGUACCACUGCGUGGCCAUGGAGGAGAUCUCGCGUGCUUCAGGCGCCGUGGGGCUCUCCUAUGGCGCGCAUUCCAACCUCUGCAUCAACCAACUCGUGCGGCAUGGCAAUGAGGAGCAGAAGGCCAAGUACUUGCCCAAGCUGGUAGCGGGCGAGCAUGUGGGCGCACUCGCCAUGAGCGAGCCCAACUCGGGGUCGGACGUGGUGAGCAUGCGGUGUCGAGCGGAGAGGGCGCAGGGGGGCUACGUGCUGAACGGCACCAAGAUGUGGUGCACCAACGGACCCACCGCUAACACGCUUGUAGUGUACGCCAAGACGGACAUCAAGGCGGGGCCCAAGGGCAUCACAGCCUUCAUUAUCGAACAGGGCAUGGACGGGUUCCGAACGGCUCAGAAACUGGAUAAGCUGGGCAUGCGAGGCAGUGACACGUGCGAGCUGGUGUUUGAGGACUGCUUCGUGCCGCUCGACAACGUGCUGGGAGAGGAGGGCCGAGGAGUGCAAGUGCUGAUGUCGGGGUUGGACCUGGAGCGGGUGGUGCUGGCAGCGGGGCCACUGGGGCUCAUGGCGGCGGCCAUGGACGUGGUGCUGCCGUACGUGCACCAGCGCCAACAGUUCGGACAACCCAUCGGCCAAUUUCAACUCAUCCAGGGCAAGCUCGCAGACAUGUACUGUGCUGUGCAGGCCUCAAGGGCGCUGGUGUACAGUGCUGCCAUGGCAUGUGACCGCGGCCAUGUCAAUCGUAAGGAUUGUGCGGCAGCCAUUCUAUUUGCUGCGGAGAAUGCCACGCAGGUCGCCUUGCAGGCCAUCCAGUGUCUGGGCGGCAACGGGUAUGUGAACGAGUACCCAACAGGGCGCCUGCUGCGCGACGCCAAGCUCUAUGAGAUCGGGGCGGGCACCAGUGAGAUUCGCCGCAUGCUCAUUGGUCGCGAGCUCUUCCGCGAGACCGAGUGA